GGCACACCGGAGCCAGAGACCAGAGACUGGGACCACUACAGCCACAGACAGAGCACCAUCACCCCGCAGCAUCAUGUCUCUGUACCGCAACUUCGCCUGGUUCGUCAAGGGGCUCACCGAGUUCACCAAGAGUCCAUUCCUGGCUGCAUCGAAGCAGUUUGUGGAGAAGGACCUGGAGGUGUCUCUGGCUGGACGCGUGUUCAUGAUCACCGGAGCCAACAGCGGCAUUGGGAAGGCUACUGCAAUGGGUAUCGCUAAGAGAGGGGGCACGGUCCACAUGGUCUGCAGAAAUAAGGACAAGGCUGAGGAAGCCCGAGCCGACAUAGUGAAGGAAACGGGAAACAAAGAGAUAUACGUGCACAUCCUGGAUCUAUCUGAGACUAAGAAAGUAUGGGAGUUCGCAGAGAGCUUCAAAAGGAAAUACAAGACGCUCAAUGUCCUGAUCAACAACGCCGGCGCCAUUAUGAGUCAGAGGGAAGUGAACGCAGAGGGGCUGGAGAAGAGCUUCGCCACCAACGUCCUGGGGGUCUACAUUCUCACCAAGUGCCUCAUUCCUCUGAUAGAGAAGAGCGCAGAUCCCCGAGUGAUUACUGUGUCCUCUGGGGGGAUGCUGGUGCAGAAGCUGAGGAUAGGAAACCUCCAGUCUGACAGGGGGCGCUAUGACGGCACCAUGGUCUACGCCCAGCACAAGUGUGCUUCUGUUUUCCAGAGGCAGCAGGUGGUCCUGACGGAGCAGUGGGCCAAAGCUCAUCCAAACAUCCACUUCUCUGUGAUGCACCCAGGCUGGGUCGACACGCCAACUGUGGCCAACGCGAUGCCAGACUUCCACCGCUCGAUGAGGAGCAGCCUGAGGAGCCCAGAGCAAGGGGCUGACACCGUGCUGUGGCUCGCUGUGUCUGAGGCGGCAGCUAAGAACCCCAACGGACGAUUCUACCAAGACCGUGCGAUGGUGCCCGCCCACCUGCCCCUGGCCUGGACCCACAGCUCUCCUCUGGAGGAGCAGAAGCUGGUGGCUCUGCUCGAUGACAUGGCCAAAACCUUCCAGCCGCACUGAGACCAAGAGACUUAAAGAGGGGGUAUUAUGCAAAAUGUAAUGCUUUCUAAGCUAUAACUAAGUUAUAACAUCGUUCCCUCAUCAAAAACAUGCCUGAAGUGGUUUUAUAUGUCAUCCAUGCAUGCGUGUUUGAGUAAUUUAGCAAUCUCUCCCCAUCCCUAUUCAAACCCUCCUUAUUUUUUAGCAGUACAAGCUUGUCCAAAGCUCAGCCCGCAAGCCCUCAGAGCAUCAAAAACAAAACUGAAACUUACUAAACGUGUUAAUUUAAAUUUUUUCAGUGAAUAUAUUUUUUUCAAAACAAUAAUAGCUAACAUGGUGCUCUAAAUCUGUAAUGUAAAACCCCACAGAAGUGUAAUACCCUCUCUUUAAACUAACACAGCCGCACAUGUGAUGAUGGCCUUCAACAUAGUGCAGGUGGUUGGGAAGUACCAUUAUUAAAUUACAUUAAAGGCAUAACUAAAGCUGGUAGGACUGUUGUUAAAUGAGUUUAGUCCUUGUCUCACCUCUGGUUCUGCUUGUCCCUC
This is a messenger RNA of Boleophthalmus pectinirostris (great blue-spotted mudskipper), 1578 nucleotides long. It is a transcript of the gene dhrs12la, whose product is annotated as dehydrogenase/reductase 12-like a. The transcript has 10 exons. Bases 74 to 1054 code for a protein of 326 amino acids. NCBI's taxonomy places the organism in Eukaryota, Metazoa, Chordata, Actinopteri, Gobiiformes, Gobiidae. The record is from RefSeq and is a predicted model, not a curated record.